This is a messenger RNA of Chironomus riparius, 1998 nucleotides long. NCBI's taxonomy places the organism in Eukaryota, Metazoa, Arthropoda, Insecta, Diptera, Chironomidae. The record is from the annotation of a GenBank genome assembly.
UUUAAAUUAAACUCGAGUGACACUUCUGGCGAGAAGGAAACAGACAAUCAACAAUUAUUGAUAAAGUGGAAAUUUCUUGUGUCUAAAUUAUCAGCAUGGUGUACUUCAGUCCUCGCGGAAUGCAAAUGAUGUGUAGCAUAUCACCAGAUUUACCAAUAAAUUCAAAGAUUCCAAAUAGUCCAACAAUGGAAUCAGCAAACAGUGAUCGAUAUGAUCCAGAUUUGAAUUCAGAAGAUUCAGAGGAUUUGAAUAUUACAACUAUGUCUUCGUCAUCAUCUCCAUCGCCUGCUACAUCCCCAUCGUUAAUGGAUCACGAAACAAAUGAUUCCGAAAGUAGUCAAAUAAAAACAACUCCAAGUUCUGGAUGUAUAUUAAAGUUUUCAAUUGAAAAAAUUAUGGAACCAGAAAAGAGUCCAAAAAGUUCAAAGGACAGAAAGCACUAUAAAAUGGAAUCAAUGGAAAAAAGUGUCUCGUAUGAUUCAGCAUUUAAAAAAUACGUUCCAAAUGCAUCAUCCGUUCACCAAUUUGUCAAUCGUCCUCAAGAUUUUCUCUCUCAAUAUCCAUUGCUGUAUUAUCCAAACCAACUUAUGUGUGCUGCCGCUCAGUAUGCCGCCCUUACACAACACACAACAUCAGUUAAUCUUUUGUCAAAUGCUGCUGCUUCUAGUCCCAAUAGCGUUUCCACAUCACUUACCCAAUUAUCAAAUCUAGCUAUUCAAUCAUAUCACAAUCAAAGCCAUCAUGCAGCAAUUAAACGUGAGAGUAAUCAUGAGAAAAUUUCAUCUUCAACAUCAUCGUCAAUGUCGCAUGGAAAGUCAAUGAGAAAAGGAGUAUUCGAGAGUCCUGCUGAUAAGAAAUUAAAUUCAUCAAAUAGUCACGUACAAACAGCAACGACAACAAUUGGUGCCGUUUCAUCGUCAACAACAUCAUCGUCAUCAAAUAAUACAACGAAUGGAAAACAGAAAACCUUUGCAUGUCCUGAAUGUGGUAAAAUAUUUAAUGCGCAUUAUAAUUUAACAAGGCACAUGCCUGUACAUACUGGAGCUCGUCCAUUUAUUUGCAAAGUUUGCGGUAAGGGCUUCAGGCAAGCAUCAACAUUAUGUCGUCAUAAAAUUAUCCAUACAUCCGAUAAACCACACAAAUGUCAGACGUGUGGGAAGGCGUUUAAUCGCUCAUCGACCCUCAACACCCACACGAGAAUUCAUCAAGGAUAUAAACCUUAUUGCUGCGAGUUCUGCGGCAAAGGAUUUCAUCAAAAGGGGAACUAUAAGAAUCAUAAAUUGACACAUAGUGGUGAAAAAGCAUACAAAUGUCAGAUUUGCCAUAAAGCAUUUCAUCAAGUCUACAAUUUAACCUUUCAUAUGCACACGCAUAAUGACAAAAAGCCAUUCCAAUGUAAAAUAUGCGCAAAAGGAUUUUGUCGGAAUUUUGAUUUGAAGAAGCACAUGAGAAAAUUGCACGAUAUUCAUACAUCCAGUAGUAGAUCACGAAAAAAUCAAAAUUCAAGUAGCAAUAAUAAUAAUAAUAAUAACAGCAGUAGCACUAAUGGAGGAUCUUCAUAUCCACAAACAGCCCUUCCAUUAUCACCUUCUUCAACAUCAUCAUCAUCGCAUCAUAUUGUCGGUUUAAAUCCACACAUGCAUCCUUUCACAUCACUACAGCAACAGCAACAUCAGCGAAUCACAGCAGGUGAUUACGCCUCAUCAUUUAUGAUGCCAACUGCCAGACAACGAAUCGAUUCAUCGCCAUUUAUUGCCAAAGUAUUUUGACAAAAAUAUUAUGUUAAUAUACAGAGUCAGUUUAAUUAUCAUGCAGAAUUAGACGUGAUACACAGUGAUGGUGAUGCAAAAGAGGAUUUACUUUUAAUGUAGAAAUUAUUUGAUGAUCAUUUUGAUUGUAAGCAAAAUUCCCCAGUGAUGAUGUGCAAUAGCAAAUAAUGAAGUAUAAUAUAAAGAAAAAUUGGAUAUAAAUUUGUAGAUUAUAAAACAGAAAUAGAUG